AUGUGGCCUCAAUCAGCAGUGGCUGCGGUGAUGUCAGACGAAAUUCCCUCACGAGGAGGCUGCCCUGCUCUCUGCUCUCUGAUUGGGCACACCUUCCCCACAUCCCUCUCUCUCUCCGCUGUGAUUGGCUUCUCUGCGUCUCUUCCGCCUCCGGACUGCGCGCUCAUUGGCUCCCUCACGUGUCCUCGUUCUGCUAGCAACCGCUCCUGCAACUUCACCCGUGAUUCCUCAUCCAACAUGUCCAAAGACACCGACAAGAAGAGCGACAAGAUCAUGGACAUGGAGUGCGAGGCGCUGUGGUACCCGGACGCCAAGAAGGACACGCAGAUGGACCGGUGCAGGACGAGGAUCAACAGGGACUUUGGGCUUAACCUGGCGAACUAUCAGGAUCUGUACCAGUGGUCAGUCGACAAUUACCCCGAGUUCUGGGCCCAGGUGUGGAACUGCUGUGGCGUGGUGUGCUCCAAACCGUACGAAGAGGUGGUGGACACUUCCAAGAGGAUCUCGGACGUUCCCGAAUGGUUCCGAGGAGCACGACUGAACUACGCGGAAAACCUCCUGAAACACGAAGACCAGGACAAAGUGGCUCUGUACGCUGCCACGGAGAAAAACGAGGAGAUCGUGAAAGUGACGUUUGGAGAGCUGAGGCGGGAGGUGGCCUUGUUCGCCGCCGCCAUGAGGAAGAUGGGGAUCCAGAGCGGAGACCGGGUGGUGGGUGAGUGCUCCCAGGGGUCUGAGGGUCUGGCCCCUUUGGCUCCUACUCAAUGA
Messenger RNA from Knipowitschia caucasica, 768 nucleotides. The record is from the annotation of a GenBank genome assembly. NCBI's taxonomy places the organism in Eukaryota, Metazoa, Chordata, Actinopteri, Gobiiformes, Gobiidae.